Oreochromis aureus is the source of this 3635-nucleotide messenger RNA. RefSeq names its product leucine rich repeat containing 75Bb (gene lrrc75bb). The record is from RefSeq and is a predicted model, not a curated record. Bases 287 to 1429 code for a protein of 380 amino acids. Lineage: Eukaryota; Metazoa; Chordata; Actinopteri; Cichliformes; Cichlidae. The transcript is spliced from 5 exons.
AUUCAUAUUUUGUUUCCACACCCAGUUUCAAGAUUGUAGUUCAGCUUUAUCCAACUCUAAUAACUAUGCAAGAAAACUCAGCUGAGUGUUUUCCUGCACUCUCAAGCUGUGCAGCGAGUACCGAUGUGAUUGGCUGAGAAGAAACACCAUCCCCGAGUAAAGCGAGGGAUGCCAGAGUGCUUAGGCAGUGCAUGGACAGAUGCAGACGGAGAGAAGACGGCGGCGAAACCAGCUGCACAUUUACGGUGGCGAUGCUGUGAGGUUGUGACACAUCCUCCCAGGAGUGAUGGGCUCUAAGUUGACCAGACAGAGAAGUCUCGAUUUUGAUAGCAAAUUGUCAAAAAGGAGACGCCAGAGGAAUGAUAUUCCUGGAGAGAGCGAGAGGAGUGGCGGCAGGAGCGGAGACUUCUUGUUUACCUCCCUGAUGCUCAAGUCCGACAAGCUUCCAGGGAUGCUGCGGAAAACCAACCACAGCCCAUAUGUCAGACGGGUGGCUUGGGUCCGGGAAAUCCAGAGGCUUCUCCGGGAGCAGAAGAUGGAGCAAGCGGGCGAAGUGCUGAAAGUGCUGAGAAAGGAUUUGGGACUUCAGGGAACGUCACUCAAUGACAUUUUGUACAAAAAUGCAGCGUUUCUAAACCUGGUGGACCCCAUUUCCCAUGAAUUGCUGCUCAGCCUUGCGCGGGACCUGCAGUGUCCAAAAAGGGAGACUGACUCGUUCAAGUCUACUAACAAGAUAUGUCGCCAGCUGAUUUACCACCUGACCCCUCACUCCAAGUGGACAAGACAGAGCGUGCCCAGGAGAAAGUCCCAGGCCUGCCUGAAGACCACGCUGAAAAAGAAGCUUUCGGGAGACGUGGUCAACCUGUCGGGAAUCCCGCUCACUGGCCGGGAUGUCCACCGCGUGGCCUUCUACCUUCAGAGCAGCAGUGACAUGGUGUCCGCCGUAGACCUGAGCUUCACUGAACUGCAGGACGAGAGCUUACGCAUGCUGCUGCCCUACCUCAGCUGCUUGCCGAAACUCACCAUACUUGCUGUUAAUGGCAACCGUCUGACAGCGGCCAUCCUGAAAGACCUGACAGAUGUAAUGAAGGAGCCCAAGAAGUUCCCCACGCUGGCCUGGAUUGACUUGGGGAACAAUGUGGAUAUCUUCACCAUCCCGCAGCCGCUGCUCGUGGCACUGCGGCGCCGCUUCGGUUUACGCAGCAGCCUCCCCACCAUCUACGAGUACAGUGAGGCGCAGGCAUUCGGUAGCUAUAACCCGAAUAUGGAGACCUCUGUGGAGGAGCCUAGUCUGUACGAGGAGGGAGAUAUAGAGGAAGAUGAUAGAGAGGAGGAGGAGGAGGAGGAGGACAGACUGGAGCUUCAAGCCUGGGGCUUUGGAGAAGAAAGCAUGUCAAAAAAUGUGCCGGUGCACUUCUGUGGGAGGUGAUCGCCCAGAGCUGCUUUCUUUUUGACUGGCAGCCUUGCAUUUCCCUCUGUAUCACCUUGCUCCUCCUGCGUUAGCCGAUGUCAGUGUGGUAGAAGAUGCUUACAGUGACCCACACGUUUCUGAAAAUAACUUUAAAAUAAGUAAAUGUGCUGUGUGUCCCUCUGGAUGCUCUGACUACUGAAACUAAAUGUGAUGCAGACAGCUGUGUGUAAGAAUAUGUUUGUGGACUGAUUUAUCCUUCAUUUAUCCAGGGGAGUCUGAACUGAUCCAGCUUCCAGCGCUUCAUCUUACUGAAGUUGUGUGCUUGUCCCUCUUGGAAGCUUUCCGUUAUCUGUCAGUGUCCUCUGGAGCAGCUGUGGAUUAAGUGCCUUGCACGAGGGCACAUCAGCAGUAGCUGCUGAGGAAGAGGGGAGUGUUAUUAAUUCACUUUCUCCAAGCACAUCCUUUCUUUUUUCCAUUCCUUGCCUGAAUAUGUCAGGGUCUGAUAUAUAUGUAAGUAACUAUAUGUGCUGCAUAGGAAACACUUAAGAAACAGGAACAUUUAACUUACUUAGAGAAGAAAGAGUGUGGAAAGUAUAAGCAACAAGUUGACUGUAAUGAGUCGUUCAUCAGCGCUCCUGAUCCAAGACUGUACACUGGGUAAUUAUUCACUAGAGCCAGCUGGAGACACUAUAUUAGUGAUUAGUUCAUAAUUAUCCACAAAGUGAGGAGUUUGAUUGAAACACAAAGUGAUAGAGAAGUAAUGAGGAACUGCUGAGGCAACACAGACAGAGUAACAAAUGUUAAAUAUUAAUUUGACAUUUUUAGUAAUGAAUGAGCAGUUAUUGUUUAGGGUUGAUGAAUAUUUGGAUCAGAGUUGAUGAAUUUAUGUAUGAUUAUGAACCAGUCCUCCUCCUCCUCCUCCUCCUCCAUCCCACCCAAUCCCUAGCAUCCUGUCACACCAGCCCUCUGCAAUUACUCCUUCACUACAUCUUUGAAUCUCUUUUGUGGUUUUCCUCUUUUCCUCCUCCCUGGCAGCUCCAUCAUUAGCAUCCUUUGUCCAUUAUCUCCACUAUCCCUCCUCUGCACAUGUCCAAACCAUCUCAGUAUUGCUUCUAACUUUAUCUCCAAACUAUGAGUACCACCAUCUCCAAGUCAUACACCACCGCAGGUCUCACUACCAUCCUGUAAACUUUCCUUUUCACUCUCGCUGCUCCACCCUGCCUGCACCCUCUUCUUCACCUCUCUUGUGCACUGCCCCUCUCUUUGGAUGGUUACCCCCAGGUGUUUCACCCAAUGAUACACUAAUAUAGUAUUUUCCGGCUGGUUCUGUAGGAAAUAAUUGUCAGAAGUUCGGGUGGGAGAGCACUGAUGAACGACUGAUUACGUAUCGGUUCAUUCCUGAGUCUUUCCUCUCUUGUUUUAACUAAGCAAGUUUUUUCUGCCCUUUAUUGUAAAAUCUUAGAGCUUUUUUGUGAUAUGUAUGUUUUAUCUGGAAAUAAAUUCAAGUAAUUCUGUUUACAUUAAAUAUGAUUUCAGUUUUGCUACAGCUGGGACUCUGCAUUUAUUCAGUAGUUAUUUUAUUAAAUCCACGACCAGUUAUGAUAAGCUAAUAAAGCAUACUGAAUGAUGCUUCAGGUCCGUGCCGAUGUGCCGACAGAAGCCCUGAUGCACGCAUGGACACAUGCUGGCAGGAGCACACAGAGUUUGGGCGUGAGCUGCUGAUGAACUGGUUACUGCCUCUAUCAGGGCUCGUUAUGCCCCUUCAGUCACAGACGGUGUACAGAGGAUCUAUUUUUUUCUCAGCAAACAGGACUGUAGCCCCAGAUCAUUUCGUCCAAUGCCGAUCAUCGACUGAUUCCGUUUAUGAAUCAGACAAGAAACGAGAAGGAAACUCCCUAUUUUGAAGAUGUUCUCACAGUUUUGUAGACUACAAGCAGUUCUGCUUUUUCUUUCUCUUUCUUCUGUUACGCUCCCACGGACAGAUCAGAUUUUGUUGUGGCAUGAGUUUUGUUUGUUUGUUUUUAUAUAUAUGGGUGGCUGCCACCCUUUUGUAUUGGUUUUAGCAAGUGGGCAUGACUGUUUACUGUAACACAGCAUCAGAACCCGCAGACAGAGAGCAUCUACGUGUGCACUACAUUUCCAAAUACAUCUCGAAUUCUUUUGAAUGUGGAGGUUGAUGAUUUUUUUUUAAAAACUGCUGUCUGUGAAUACAGCUCAAACUUUA